Messenger RNA from Dendronephthya gigantea, 4584 nucleotides. Its product is annotated as low-density lipoprotein receptor-related protein 8-like. Lineage: Eukaryota; Metazoa; Cnidaria; Anthozoa; Malacalcyonacea; Nephtheidae. The record is from RefSeq and is a predicted model, not a curated record. The transcript has 19 exons. Gene Ontology annotation, molecular function: calcium ion binding; protein binding. Bases 102 to 2864 code for a protein of 920 amino acids.
AUUUACAAACAACGGCAGAUUGGCAAUACUCUGUUUGGCUGUAACAGAGCGAGGAAUUUUGUUGUUCAAAGUUAUUACGACUUUCUUGAGUUCAAGAAAGAAUGCCUUCUUAUUGGAAAAAUUUGAAGCUCUUUUAUGGACUUUUUCUUAUAACAUGUAGCAUUAAAUUGCUUUUUGUUUCAGCCUUGAAUUGCGAUGUAAACGGUGACUGUCAGUGCGCUACAGCCGGUCCACAAGGGACGUCCUCGUCUAUUCCUGAAAAGUUUAUAUGUGAUGGCGAGGCAGAUUGUAGUGAUGGCAGCGAUGAGCAGAGUUGUGGAAACACAGGAGAGUGCAGUGAUACUGAACACAAGUGUGGGAAUGGUCGCUGUAUCAAGAAAGAAUGGACUUGUGACAAUUACGCUGACUGUAAUGACGGGAGUGAUGAGAAACAAGCAUUGUGUAAUUUUACAACCUGCUCUUCUGAACAAUUCCGAUGUUACAAUGGGAUCUGUAUACCUCGUUUGCUACGGUGUGACAAAGAAAACGAUUGUCUGGGUGGUGAAGAUGAACACGACUGUGUUUAUCCAACCAAUUGUUCGACUGGUUUUUUCCAAUGUAAGAACAAGAAAUGUGUAAGCAAAUCACUUGUGUGUGAUGGCGAUGACGAUUGUGAUGAUAAUUCGGAUGAAGAUGACUGUGGUACAUCCUGCAGUCCCAAUUCUUUUACAUGCAAGUCUGGUAAAUGCAUUCCACAAAAUUUGAAGUGUAAUGGAAAGGAUGACUGUUUGGAUAACUCUGAUGAGGAAUCUUGCCCAGCACCAACGACAGUGAGUCCGUCUGCAGCAACGUGCUCGCCUGGUAAAUUUUUUUGCGACGGGGACUGUUAUCCAAAUUCAUGGAAAUGCGACGGUGAACAAGAUUGUACUGAUGGAGCUGAUGAGCGAGGAUGUUCCGCGAUUACGUGCUUUUCAAGUAGAGAAGAAUUAUGUGAUGAUGGCAAGUCGUGUGUUAUGAAGUACAAGUUUUGUGAUGGUAAACUUGAUUGUAAUGACGGAAGUGAUGAGAAAACAUCGAGAUGUUCGUCUACUACAACCACUACCGCACCUACAACGGUAAAAACCUGUGGGGAGAACGAGUAUCAAUGCAAGGACAUGUCGAAAUGUAUUAAUAAAACAAAGAUUUGUGAUAAGCAUCCCGAUUGUCCUGGUGGCGAUGACGAGGCAUCCUGCUUGGUGAAUGAAUGCGAGAAAAACAAUGGAAAUUGCAGCCAUAUUUGUCAUGACACUAAAACAAGCUACUAUUGUUCUUGCAAGCAUGGUUUUAAAAUGUUAAAAGACUCCAAAACAUGCCAAGAUAUCAAUGAGUGUGAAACGAUUGGGAGAUGCAGCCAAAUAUGCGUUAAUACCGAAGGUUCCUACAAAUGUUCCUGCACAGCUGGUUAUUUUUUAUUACCGAAUGGCAAAAAUUGCAUUCCUAGUUCAGGUAAGAAGGAGAAACUCGUAGUUGCUGUCGGGGUGGAUGUAAGAAGCGUCUCACAUGACGGAUCUCGAGUGAAAUGCCUGAAAAAUACAAAAAAUGUUGUUGCCGUUGCAAUACAUCAUAAGACGAACGUCAUGUUCUGGGCAGAUGAAUUCGAGAAAAAGAUUUUUAGUUCACCUCUUGGUCGUAAGGAUAACGUAGCCACGAUUGUAGCAACUGGCAGCUUUUUUAAAGAUUUGGAAAUUGAUUGGAUAACGGAAAAGCUUUACUGGCUUACAACAUCAAUACUAGGUUCUACGAUAUACGUUGCGGAGUUUAAUGGCAAAAAUAAAAUGACGAUCGCCUCUUUCCAAGGAGAUAUUCACAGUAUCGCUGUUCAUCCAGAGAAAGGGUACUUGUAUUGGACAGACACAGCUGGAAAGAUUUCUAGAGCUUACAUGAAUGGUAAAAAUAAGGAAGAUAUUGUUACGACGUCUCUUUUAUUACCGACUGGUUUGACUAUCGACUAUCCGAAUCACAAACUGUUUUGGCUUGACUCGAAAAUGCGUCAUAUUGAAUCAAGUGACUUAAAUGGAAAACAGCGUCGUCGAAUUGUGGUGUAUGAUAUCAAGCAUCCAUUUGAUAUUGCCGUCUUUGGAGAUUAUAUUUAUUGGAGUGAUUCUUUGCAGAAAACGGUUUCGUCUGCAAAUAAAUUUACUGGGAAAAAUAGGACAUUGCUUAUAAAUAACGAGAAUGUUACAAGUUUUGUUCCUAAAGGAAUUUCAAUUCAGCAUUCUUUAUCCCAACCCCAAGUUGCCAACCGGUGCACAAACAAUGGAGAAUGUAGUCACUUGUGCCUUCUUAUACCAAAUGGUUACGAAUGUGCUUGUCCUGAGAAUGGUACUCUGCUGCCUGAUCAAAAGAAUUGCAAAAUGCCAGUGAAACCGACGACAAUUCCAACCACAUCUGAGGACCGUACUACGUCAAAAGAUGAAUCAUCGACAACUAUGCCCACUAUAAAGGUCCUCGUUGGUUCACCGACCAAACCAACAGCUGAAGCUCAUAAGUCAAAGGGAACCGGUUUAAGUUCACAAAUUUUAGGCGGUAUUAUCGCUGGUGUCGUCGUCGUUUUAUUAAUUCUGGUUAUUGUGGUCAUAUAUUGUCGUAAAAAGAAUACUAAAAGAACAAUGGAAAUUCACUACAGUACAGAAGCUGGUGCUAAAAUACUGCCAGCCACUGCUGUGCCACACAAGAAGGUCGUACAUGGAGAUAAAUAUUUUCAAUGUGCAAACAAAAACUUUACCGAAUUUGAUGUCGACGAAGACGACGAGGAGGAUUUUGAUAAUUUAGGAGAGAAACAACCGGUAUUUAAAACUUUCAGAAAACAAGAUGAUGAAGAAGGUCUAAUUGGUCAGAUGGUGUGAUAAAUAGUUUGUAUCGAGUACUAAUAACUGCUUCGUGCUAAUUCAUACAAGUGGUUCUAUGAGGGCCUUGUUAGACAGAAAUCUAGUACCAACUUCCCCUUGUAUGGAUUAUGCGCUUUUAUAUCUUAAUUUUCGAACAUCAUUUUUACCAGGGUUAAAAAAUUCCCCAUCCUGUAGAAAAAGCCUCCUUCCUUCGUACAAUGCCCCUGUGUAAUAUUGCAGUUGCAGUUAAGCUUCUUGGCGCAAGCUUAAUAUGCAUUGCCCGAGUGGGAUUGUGGAAACCGGAUUGCAUCCCUUUGGUUCGACAAACUUCGCAAACUAAUUAGGCUUGCAUGGUCAGUUUCCAGUCCGGUAAAAUUCGAAUUACACUGUGGGGUCUUACUCAGUCAGCUAAGUGUAUGAAUAUAACGGCCACGAGUAAUUUUUUUGUUAGUUUAACCGUGUGUCACGUAUAUUAAUUACCCUGAUGAUUAAUAAUGUUAAUGAUAAAAAUCCCCCUCCUGCCCUGAGAAGCAUAUAAUGACAUUUUGGUGUUUGUUCACUGUACUCUUCCAAAAAAUAAAAACAAGAAAUUUAUACCAAUUAAAAUUAAGUUUAAUGUUUUAAAAUCAGUAUUUCAUAAGAUAAUUUAGUAUCGUAUUUAAAUACAAAUAACAUAUAUUUAUUAUAGAAAUACUAUUUUCUGAAAAACUUUCGGAAUUACAAUUGCAAAACAGGAAAAAUAAUAUAAAAAUGCAGUUUAUAAGUAAGAAUGUUUAUACUUGCUAUUUAUUUUGAAUGUAAAGUUAACUAAUGACUUUAAACUUUACCUGGCAGUGCAUUCUAAUUGUAUUUAGAAGAAAGAUUUUAGAUAGUGUCAUGCAGGCACAUUGCACGUUUUUCCAACGAAAAUGUUUGGUAUAUUUUUCAUUUAAAAGAACAGAAAAAAGACAGGGGCGGAUUAUUUAUAAGGAUCGUUUAUUUUCGUUAUCUUUUGUGGCCAACACUACGCUAUCUUUAUUUGCGCUGCAAUUUUUCAUGCAACCUGUCUCACAAGGCCACGGACAAGUUGCACCGUUUAACAUGCCUUGCAGUGAUCAAAAUAGUUGCGGGACAAGUUAUGCAUUGAGCGUUGUAAAAAUUAGAAUUGACUAUCGCUUAUGCAGCUUGUCUCUUAACAGCAUUGUUAGACAAGUUGCAUUGAACAAUUGCACCGUGUAAAAGCGCCUUAAUCAAGGAUCGGACAACUGAAGUUUCAAAGUUAUCAUUGCUGCAUAUGCCUGCAUGCGUGAAUGAAUAAUACGUUGUGGAUAUGAUCAAGAAUUGAUAUUACGUUAACUAAACUAACGUUUUGUAAAUAUUGUACAUAUAGAGUAAUCGACUGUGCUUGACGUUGAUAUAUCUCAAAAAAACAAAAAAAAAUUUUGAACAAAAGUAUGUUUCGACAGUUGCGACCAGUUUAUGAGCAAGGACAUUAAAUAGAGGUAUUCAGCUUCCUAGUAUGACAUUUCAAUUCAUUGACUUGUGUUUGUAUGUAGUUUAGUAUAUAGCUAUAAAAUUCCUAAAAAUAAAGUAUUUACAAAUAUCAUGUUCAUUUUUGCACCUAAUAUUUGAAUGUAAAUAGUAUAAAUAUAUAGAGAUUAUUUGGACUAUAUAUAGUUGUCUUUCGUGCAUGUUGUUCGACCGUUUCGUUCUUAUGUUGUGUUGAUAAAUAGCUUCUAUAUUUCUAUAGCUUAUAUAU